Messenger RNA from Pedinophyceae sp. YPF-701, 1071 nucleotides. The record is from the annotation of a GenBank genome assembly. Lineage: Eukaryota; Viridiplantae; Chlorophyta; Pedinophyceae.
AUGGGUUGUGCCGGUAGCAAGGACGAGGGCCUGGGCGGCGGUAAGAUCAAGGAUCGCUACCGCACGUUCCAGCAGGUUCAGGAGGCCCUCCGCAAGAAUGGUCUCGAGAGCUCGAACCUCAUCAUCGCCAUUGACUACACCGCGAGCAACACCAUGCAAGGCAUGAAGACCUUCGGGAAGCCAAACUUGCAUGACCAAGGAAACCCGCCCAACCCCUACAAACAGGCCAUCUCGGCCCUCGCACAAACGCUCUCUCCCUUCGACGAGGACCAACUGAUCCCCGUUUACGGUUUCGGCGACGCCAGGACCCACGACAACGCCGUGUUUCAUUUCAACCCGGGCGGCCGCAUGUGCCACGGUCUCGAGGAGAUUCUCACGCGGUACUCCCAGCUGACCCCUCAGCUCAAGUUCGCGGGGCCCACGUCGUUCGCGCCCGCCGUGUACGAGGCCAUGAAGAUCGUGCAGCAGUCUGGCAACCAGUACCACAUUCUGGUGAUCCUCUGCGACGGCGGAAUCACCGGCUCCGGCAUCACCGGGGGCGCGCGCUGGAGCCCCCAGGAGGAGGAGACCAUCCAGGCCAUCAUCGACGCCAGCCACGUGCCACUGUCGAUCGUUGCCGUCGGGGUUGGCGACGGCCCGUGGGACCAGAUGGAGCACCUGGACGACAAGAUCCGCAACCGGCAGUUCGACAACUUCCAGUUCGUCGACUUCGUGCGCGUCCUGAAGAAGAGCGGCGGCGCAGGCACCACCGAGGGGCUGGCAGGCUUCGCCGCACACGCGUUGAUGGAGGUGCCGCAGCAGUUCCGCAUCUGCACCUCCCUCGGGUACGUCGGGCGGCCCGGACCGAGCCACGUGCCGCCGAAGUGGGCGUCGCGCAUGCCGCUGAUGCCGCCGGACGACGCGACGGGCGGCGGCGGCGCACCGGCGUUCCAGGCGAUGCCUUCGGCGAACAACUACGGCGGCGGGCCCCCGCCGAACAUGUUCCAGGCCGUGCCUUCGUUCAACCACGCGCCGGCCGGCGGGUACCCGCCCGCAGCGGGCGGCGGGUACCCUACCGUACAGAAGUUUUGA